Molecule: messenger RNA, 588 nt
Organism: Tetrahymena thermophila SB210
Lineage: Eukaryota; Ciliophora; Oligohymenophorea; Hymenostomatida; Tetrahymenidae
Product: transmembrane protein, putative
Exons: 1
Source: RefSeq, a predicted model, not a curated record
AUGAUAAAUUUAUAGAAUCAAUCUAUCGUACUUUUCAUGGUACUUAAAUUUCUAUGUAAAACAUUACUUUAUAAGCAGAUUAGCACUUUUGAAAUUCAAAACAAAUAUUAAAUUAAAAAAAUAAAAAAAAACAAUAAAAAUAUAAAAAUGAGCAACUCUAAUAUUCCUAUCAUCUUAUCUUUGACAUUAAUAUCUCUUGUCAUUUUUGGUCUAUUUGUUGGAUCUGAUAAGAAUGCACUCACUAACUCCACCAACACUACUACAUUCUCUUAGUGGGCUUCAUGCUACACCAAAUUGAACUCUACAACCUGUGAUGACAUUAAAAAUAAUAGCACUGAGCAGAAUUUAUGUUACUAGUCUUCUUUCUAAGUAGGUCAACUUACAUAUGAUGACUCUAACUUCACAACAACUGAAUGCCAUAACUUCCAUUAGUUCUUUAAAACUGCAAAAAGUUCAGAUAUGAUUAAUACUGGUGAUCAUUACUUCUAUUGUUAUAUGAGUAGAGAAGUCUAAAAUGCAGCUUACUAAAGCUAAUACUAUUACAAUAAAAUUUAUAGACCAAUCUACAUAAGUUGUGCUGGUUAUUGA